AUGGAUCUCCCCCGUUCCAACCAUUCAAUCUCUUUAGGAGCUCCACCCCGGCCGCUGGCUUAUCUCUUUCUAUUCCUUCAUUGCACUACAUUAUUGUCCUUCCAAGCUCCUGCACUCUCUACCAUUGCAACAAGAAAUACCAAUGACCUGCAAGCUCUCCUAUCCAUCAAGGCUCAUUUGUAUCCACCUGAAUCCUCGUCUUUAUGGGGCAAUGAAAAUCAAACUACCCACUAUUGCAAAUGGUUAGGUGUGAAGUGUGGUAGCCCUCAACAUCCUAAGAGAGUCACAGCCCUGGACCUCGACUCCCUUAACUUAACAGGCCAAAUAUCACCUGAUAUAGGGAACCUUACCUUUCUCCAAAGGCUCAACCUCUCUGGUAACCAACUGCAGGGAUAUAUCCCACAAGCGCUUGGCUGCCUGUUUAACCUCCAAUUUCUCAUUCUGAUGGACAAUGCUCUUGAAGGCACUAUUCCCACAAGCCUAGCCAAUUGCUCCAACCUUGUGCUUCUAAACCUAGAUGGUAACAAGCUAGUGGGGGAGAUCCCAAUGGAGCUUGGGACACUCCCUAAUCUUUCUCUUCUCCUUCUUGCUAGAAACAACCUCACAGGGGUCAUCCCUCCUUCUUUAGGCAAUCUCUCGUCUUUGGUGGGCAUCGACCUAUCGGACAACAAUCUAGGGGGACAAAUUCCCUCGAGUUUUGGUAGACUAGUCCGCUUAAAAAAUUUUACUGUAACUAGCAAUAAAUUGACGGGAGAGAUCCCACCCUCUUUUCUUAACUUAUCUUCCCUUUGUAAUUUCUAUGUUGGAGAUAACCAGCUCUCAGGGGUGCUCCCAUCCAGUAUGGGUAACACGCUCUCUAGUCUUCAAGUUUUGCAAGCAUUCAAUAACCAGUUAGAAGGUCCCAUUCCCGUUUCACUGGUAAAUGCUUCUAGGCUUGAAAAAAUUGUUUUGUGUUACAACAAACUUAACGGCCUAGUGCCUAGGAAUAUUGGUAUGCUACGAAAUCUAGUUUCAGUGUGCCUUAGCAAUAAUUUACUAGAAGCUAAGCAAGGCGAGGAUUGGGAAUUUUUGACAUCCUUAGGCAACUGCAGCAAUCUGAAAACGUUGGAUCUGUCCAACAACAUGCUGGGAGGUAUGCUGCCAAGCUCAGUAGCCAAGCUAUCAACUCAACUGACAUGGCUAGGCUUGGGACAGAAUCAGAUAAAUGGAAAUAUUCCUGCAGAGAUUGGGGGAUAUAUCAACUUAAACAUGCUUCGCAUGGAUCAUAUGCUUCUUACAGGUAUCAUUCAUUCUAUAAUGGAAAAGAUUGAUCACUUCGAUGUGAUGGAAGUACCGAUAUAUUAG
This is a messenger RNA of Elaeis guineensis (African oil palm), 1344 nucleotides long. The record is from RefSeq and is a predicted model, not a curated record. Lineage: Eukaryota; Viridiplantae; Streptophyta; Magnoliopsida; Arecales; Arecaceae.